CUGUAUUAUCUGACACUCAGCGUCAAUCUGUGUGAAACUGGGUGUGAUUGGCUGAUGAAUUAAAUCCCAGCGGGUUUGGGCGGUGCCAUAUUAUCCUGUGUGGCUCAGCUGCGAGAAAAACAGAACCAACUGGAAGCUGUUCAUUCAUUCACCCUCCCGGCGCAGCAUACUCUACAUGAGCGCUACCAGCGUUUAGCUAGCUAGUCAUUCAGCUGGCUGUGGCAUUGCUGUGAGUUGCCAACUAAAAUGGCACACUUGAAGCAUUAAAACCGGCUGUCCAACAUGUGAAACUCUGCCUGCGCUGUGUGAACCAGGAGGUAAAUCAUCAGACAACCAUCAGUGGUGCAGUGGACGUGGUGGCUUUGCAACAAGGAUCAUGUGGUGGGCCUGGCCGUUCCUGCCCGCUCUAGUGCUUCUCUCAGAGCUCUCUGUGGUGAAAGUCCAGACGGCACCAUGCCAGACCUGCCAAAAACUCACUGAGAGUUUCAUUAAGGGCUUGGAGAAAACAGCCAACAAGAACUUUGGAGGAGGUAACACUGCCUGGGAGGAAGAGAAGCUGGCUAAGUAUGCACGCAGUGAGACUCGGCUCCUUGAGAUAGUAGAAGCUGCUUGUGAGAAAACAGAUUUUGAUUGUAACCAGCUGCUGGAGCAGAUAGAGGACCAAGUGGAGACAUGGUGGUUCCACAGGCAGCAGGAGGCACCUGACCUGUUUGAGUGGUUGUGCAUAGAAGAGCUGAGACUUUGCUGUCCACCUGGACGCUUUGGACCUGACUGUAAAGAGUGUCCAUCCAGCCCCAGUGGUGUGUGUGGAGGUCUGGGCCGUUGUGAGGGGGAGGGGACUCGCCUGGGUGAUGGAGAGUGUGUCUGUGAUCCGGGAUACUCGGGCCAUCUGUGCCAGAGCUGUGCUGAUGGCUACUACAGAGAGAAAAGCUCCAAUGACAGCACAGGAGCCUGUGCAGCUUGCUACCACUCAUGUAAGAAAUGCUCAGGGCCGCAGGAUUACAAAUGUCUUGACUGCAAACCUGGCUGGAUCCUUCAUCAUGACAAGUGCGUGGACAUCGAUGAAUGUGGUACAGAGCUGGCUCGUUGUCCUUCUAACACCUACUGUCACAACACAGAUGGAUCCUAUGAAUGCAGAGGCUGUGACCAGGCAUGUGUGGGCUGCAUGGGUAGUGGUCCUGCCCGCUGUAAGAAAUGUGCACGUGGCUACAGAUUGAAAGGAUCCAAGUGUCUUGAUGUAGAUGAAUGUAGUGAGCGUGCAAUAGCAUGCCCAGGACUCAAUGAGGCCUGUAUCAAUGAGGUGGGCUCCUUCCACUGUGACUGUGCUGAUGGCUUCAUCAGAAGAGACAGUAUUUGUGUUGAGAAUAAGCCUCCUACUGGUCCAGAGAAGGGACUGUUUGAUGAUAUGACAGAUGAUGAAGUCCUUGUACUGCAGCAGAUGUUCUUUGGCGUUGUAAUCUGUGCCCUAGCUACGCUCGCCGCUAAAGGGGACAUGGUUUUUACUGCCAUUUUUAUUGGAGGUGUGGCUGCUAUGGCUGGAUACUGGCUGACAGAAAAGGGAGACUACAUGCUGGAUGGAUUCCUGAAGGGACGCUAGGCUGUUUGGGGCCACGAUUUGAGGAAGGACCUUGGGAUACCAGCCAGUAAGGGUGAAUAAGACUCAACUGGGGCAGGAAACCAUCCCUACAAUGCUAGCCUUUCAGGGAUUUAUUUAGGAUUGGGGAGUUGCUUGAAAGGGCUUUGGUUCAUUUUAUGUUUAUGAAAAGGAUAACGCAAGAAAAAAGUGGGAACUUGAAGGCUAUGAAGCCAUGAAUCUUGGAAGAGGAAAUGACAAAGCUACACUGCACUGACUUAAAGGAACUGAAUCCCCUACCUCAACUCUGUUGGGAACAAGGGUGACAGGAAGACCACUACUGAUUGUUAAAAUCUAUUAUGCAUUUGUAUGUUUCACCUGGCCUCGAUGUUGCUCAAGAAAUUAUGUUGUUUUCUUUCACACAAUCAGAACCUCUUGUCAUCGUGUCCAUCGUUUUUUCAUUAUCUCAAUGCUGUGAAGCAGCGGUUUGCCCAUAAGAUGCAACACUUAAGCUUCUUGUUAUGGGGUUAGAUAAGGCAAUUUUAAGAAUUUCCCCAAUCACCCUAAAAAGAAAGCUCAUCAAAACUCUGGGAUAUUUCCAUUAUGAACCACUGGUUAUUUAUGUUCACUGAAUGACUUUUUACCUCCUUACAUACUGAAUGAUUCUUUUUAGUAAUAAUGCAUGAGAAUAGAAUUUGAAAUGAAAGGUACUACACUGUAUGUAUUUAUUUAUUGUCUUACUUUGGCAUGGAAGACUGACUUUUAAGAGCUGUUGGAUCACCAACAUCACUGUUAUCAAUCACUUUUGAGUGUGCGAGGGAAUGCGCUUCGGUAAAUACCAGCUCCAAUUUAUAUGAUGCAAGCCAUUUUCUGUUGCCUUUAAUUUAUUUUUACAGCAAUAUUUAUUGGGAAAAUGUUAUCAUACAUCAUACAUUUGCUCUUGACAUUUCCUCUGUGUAUUUUGGUGUGCAUUUUCAAUGCAAUUUUUUUUUUGUAUCUGUUCAAUUGUAAUUCUAGCAGAUAUAGUAGCAUCAUUUCUUACCCGUCCAUCUAAUUUAUCUUUGGUUUUACUAGUGUGGAACGUUGUCCACAGACUCAUUCAUUAUAGAUGUUUGCUUUACAAUAAAAAUGUCUGACACUCCA
This is a messenger RNA of Thunnus maccoyii (southern bluefin tuna), 2716 nucleotides long. RefSeq names its product protein disulfide isomerase Creld1 (gene creld1b). Bases 377 to 1597 code for a protein of 406 amino acids. Gene Ontology annotation, molecular function: calcium ion binding. The transcript has 11 exons. NCBI's taxonomy places the organism in Eukaryota, Metazoa, Chordata, Actinopteri, Scombriformes, Scombridae. The record is from RefSeq and is a predicted model, not a curated record.